UGUCGUCCAUGUGCAUGAAGCUUGAAGGCUCCAUACCAGCCGCCUUGCACGGAGCACUGGCCGGUGACCAUUCCGGCGUACCAACCACCUCGGUAUGCACCUGUGCCAGCCACCGGAUAGACCGGUGACGAGUCUACACAGCCGGUCAUAGCGACAAAGACGAGGACGACAAGGACGAUACCGCGGAGCAACGGGUAGCCAUUUCCGUUAACCUUUCACGUAAGCGAUCACAACGUGGCAGCAGCCGGCGUGUUGAUGUGCGUCCGGAUUUGGCGCAUACGAGGCACAGUGGCGGGAGGUUGACUUCCAUCUGCGCUCCGAGCAGCGGCCAAUCGUGGGGUCGAGCCGUACCACGUUGUCCAACGCUAGCUUCGCUUUUAGCUCAGAUCAGAAACGCCAGUAUAUGUUGUGAAGGAAGACAAAUGCGCGCACCCUCGUCUCCGUCGAGCAAUUGCAUCCACCUGUCGCGAUUUCCCGCCUUAUCUUAUGCCCCCCGACGGAGUUGGAGAUGCUCAGUUGUGCCUGGGCUCGCCUCCUCCAUGUGAUGCCUUUUCAGGUGCCCUCCGCUUGAAUUCAGCACUUUUAGGGCUAGAUUGCGAGGCUUUGAAGAACCUAAGCCUGAAUUCUGCUGUUCCGUGCCCUCUCUGAAGAUGCGGCGAAGCUCGACCGUGUGCUCGCUCGGAGUCCCGUGGCGCUUCCCUUUCCAAGAGCAGGCUCGCGGAACAUCCCGCUGUUCGGCUCCCCCGCUGAUCAUGCCCGCCUUUCCAGCCACCGCUUUCCGCAUCCAGACUUUCCGUCUUCGUCGAUAUCCGGACAGCCAUCAUCGCUCUUCUCGCUCUUCCCGCACUUUUAUAUUGAAGAGCUCGCGAAGCCGCAGUGGUAAUUGAGGCUGAAGUGUGACGGCGAAAAACAGAAGGCGGGAUAAGGUUCGGGGUGCCGAAGUCCAUGCAUCACACAGCGGAAUGAAGCAAUACCCUAUCGAAAUGAACGACAGGCGCCCAUUCUGCCCCCUUCGACUGUCCCGUUCCAGAACCGAGUGCAACAGCAAGCCCCUUCAGCAAAAGGUAGCUUGACGUCGCUGCAUUUAUAACCAACCGUUCUCAGAAUAGGUCGCGCCACAGGUCGUCUGGGCCCCCCACUUGCGACUCCCGCUCUCAGCCUCUCCCUCGGCUUAUUUAUCCUGAUCUCAGCCGUCGACGACCAUGGUCAACUGGCAGUCUCCACAAGAGCUUGCGAACGAUGCUAAUGCGUUCGACAGGCUCAUGCACACACUCCUUGGUCUCUAUAUAUGGGAAUUCGUGACGUCGUUGAGCUUUGACUGGGAUUUUGUCGUUGGUCGCAAGAAGUUUCGUUGGCCUAUGGUCUUCUAUUUCGCGAAUCGGUACUUCCUACUAUUCGCACUGAUAGGAAUCGCCGUCGCGUUGAAUGUGACGGAGCCGGUCAACUGCCAGGCGCUUUACACCUAUAACCAGGUUUUCGGCAACGCUGCCAUUGGCUUGGCGAGCAUCAACUUGUCGCUGCGCACGGUCGCUGUGUGGUCACAGUCGAGAUACCUGAUUGUUGGCCUUGUUCUGGUCAUCAUGGGCCACUGGUCACUCCUUUUACACGGCCUUCUCAUUAAGGCAGAGUGGAUCCCUGGGUCAGGUUGCGCCAUCACUAACACGAACAACACCUUGCUUGCGGCGACGUUCAUUUACUCCAUGUGCUUCGACUUCAUCGUCCUCGUCUUGACGGCCUGGAAGUUGGCUUGGCCGACGAAGCGAUCGGAGCGGACGAAGCUUGUCAGUCUUAUCUUCGGAGAUGGUUUGAUUUUCUUCUUCAUCGCGUUCAUAGCCAACUUAAUCGCUACCAUCUUCAUGUUGCUUAACCUGAAUGCGGUAAUGUCGAUUAUCGCCAACGUCCCCGCUGCCAUUGCGUCGACGAUUGUUGCCUGCCGGGCUGUUCGCCGAUUAACCAACUACACCUCGCAAGGAGCCGAGGUAUUCAACUCCUCCUCAGCAUCGACCCUGGCGUUCAGUCCCGCCCGUAACGGCCGUAAUGGGCCUAAUUUCUCUGUUGGUGAGAAGAAAAUGAGCGGCGUCCAUGUCCAGAUGGAGACAUUCGCUUCUGUCGCCGAGGAUGACGCGACAGCCAAAGCAUCCUCUCCUGCCACCCCGCACAGUACUUUGCACGAUGGCGCCGAGGAGAGCAACCCCGACCUCUUCAAGCGAUCGAAUGCCGAGUACUACACUGCAGCGUAAGGUUGGCGUGGAUUCCCCGCCUCAACCUGACCACUUCUUCCUGCCUUUUCCCUAAUGCCACUUCGGUAUCGCUGUCACUCGCUUUCAUUCUCGCUGUCGCCUUCACAUUCCCUCCCGCUCCUGCCCGUCAGAGCGACCUGCCCCCUUCGCUUCUGUCCGAACAUCUCACCGAACACCUGCCCUGGGCGCUUCCCCCAGCGCAGCGUCUCUCCUUCCAUUCGUUGUCACAAUCAUUUUGGUGUCCUACAGUCAUUCCAAAGAACUCUUGGGGUUUCGUUCUUGAAGUUGCUGUAUCGUCUCGUUAUCGAUUAGCUCGUUCGUUCGCAAUGUCAAUGUACUCUAUUCGGUUGG
Molecule: messenger RNA, 2591 nt
Organism: Phanerochaete carnosa HHB-10118-sp
Lineage: Eukaryota; Fungi; Basidiomycota; Agaricomycetes; Polyporales; Phanerochaetaceae
Exons: 15
Coding region: 1203-2240 (345 amino acids)
Source: RefSeq, a predicted model, not a curated record